Molecule: messenger RNA, 9882 nt
Organism: Python bivittatus (Burmese python)
Lineage: Eukaryota; Metazoa; Chordata; Lepidosauria; Squamata; Pythonidae
Source: RefSeq, a predicted model, not a curated record
UAAAUUUCCGUGCUUCAGCUUUGAGAAUUUCAAUUUCAGCUUUUAAUAACAAGGUUUAUUUAGAUCAUCUUGCAUGAAAGUAAUAUUGCAUGGAUAUUCUAUGUGUGCAUGAGUUUAAAUUCUUAAAUUGUAAAUAUUAGCGUUAAUGGUCAACAUUUAUUGCGGCUAAUGUAGUGGUUAAAACUUGACUUCAGCAUGGAGGCUAGGCAACUUGAUUCAUGACAACUCCUGUCUUCCUGCCUAAAACUGUCAACAUAUUCUUUUGUUUAUAGAGAAUGUGGUCUUUUGCAAAAUGAAAAGGUAAGAGACAAAAGCUCAACACAAAUUCAAACUGUUCCCCUGCACCCUUCCUAGUAAAUCUCUGGUCAACUGAUAAUGAAUUUGUGGCUGGGUACGUGUGACUUGGAGAGAAGCCCCAAAAUAGUUUGAGAGGCCCAGAGUGGCCUUCUGUCUGGACAAAGGCGUCCUUGGGAUGUCCUGUGCUGUCUUUCCAUUUAGGUGUUCCUUCCCUUUCCCUGCCCUUUCAAGGUUUGUAUGGGUAUUCUCAAAGGUUUGGGGCAUGUUUUAAAAGUGUUGGAUUGUAGAUCAGGGACCAACCAGUUUUUCUUGUAGUACUGGUUCCAACCAUGUCCUGAAUGUAGUUAGGUAGAAAAUAGUAACAUUUUCUUGGUGAGCUGCUUCAUACAAAAGUUAUAUUCCAAAAGUACUUAAUAAUACGAUGCAACAGCAAAUCAUCUUCUGUUUGCCAAUCUAUAUUGUAAAGGUUUUUGGUUCUUUUUCUCUGAGAUUUUAUAUCAGGUAAGUACAGCUAUCCUGGUACUGUACUGUUACAGCUUCAAAUAAAAUUCAGCUAAACUACCACAAAAUACUCCAUAAUCACCAUCAAACCAGCAUGUUAUAAAAUGAGUCUCUUCACUCCAAAACUGAAAGGAGGCUGUGUGACAUUCUCUUUGUUAAUGGCUAUUGUUUGUAGUUGAGAACUAGUGCCUUAAGCUUAAAGAACUAAUAAUACUUUAAUUAGUUUUGUGAAUGAGUCAAAGUGGUUUCUCUGUCCAUGGCAAAGAAACAGGCUUUUUAGUGAGGGGGAUUCUGUUCAACCCAACUUUAUCGCAUGCUGGUGAUUUGUGGUCUGUGGAUUAUUGGGGGAAAUGCUCUGGCAUUGUUCUUGCACUGUUGUCAGUUGGUUAAUACUACAGGAGUGUCUAGAUUUUUAAAACUCAAGGCAUGUUGUCUUUUUUCACAAAGGAAAUAUGAGCCUUCAUCACUCAUUAGUGUUCUUAUUUUGUGGAGAAUAUUCUUUGAAAUGCUGCCUUGUUGUUCUCCUCUCUUCACCGUGGUUAGUUGGUGUUGAACAGAGGGAACAGAGUAGUUCCAUGAAACUGCAUGUCAUCUGCUCAUUCUCCAGCUACAUAAAAUGUUUUUAAAUAGCAGAGCUAGAGAAGUUCUCUGAAAUGCUGAAAGAACAGCCAGAAACUCCACAAAAGCAUCUUCAUAAUGAAUCUUUCGCUGCUAGUUAAGAAAUGAUAAAAUGGCUCGAAAUAUCCAGACUUUCAAAUAUUCUUGAUUAAAGGUUGUUAAACAGUUGCUUGUGUACAAACUGUCUUUCUAAUGGUGUAAAUUGCUUUUGAGUUUCAAGUUUCUCUAGUGAACAGCGGGAUAAUUCUUCAUUAUUAAUAUUUUAAAGUUUUUAAGUUUGAGAAGGCUGAUUUGUCUCCCCUUUGUCUCAUUUUUUGAAACAGAUGAAAACUUUAUUUUGAAACAUGACAGAGCAUUUCUUUUGUCAAUGGCAAACAGAGGGAAGCAUACCAAUGGUUCCCAGUUUUUCAUAAACAGUGUUACAUCGUGCGCUCCAAAGGUAAUGUCUCAUUCCUCUAAGGCUGUGUUCUUUCUCUCUCUUUUUUUCUUUCUUUCUUUCUCCCUCCCCUCCCCCCUUUUCACUUUCUUCUUUCUGUCUUUCUUGUCUUUUUCUGAUCAUAUGUGAAUUGAAACUUGUGGUGUUACAGUUCUUCAUGGGGUUCAGUACCAACUUUGAGAAAAAGAGACUCCUUGUCUUUAUGGCUAUCCUGUGUUUUUAAGCCCUAUUUCAUGAUAAACCAUUCAAAAUUUCUUGCUAUUUGUAGAAGUAUAAUUCUUUCAUGGGAAAAAGUUCUGUCAAAGCUUUUCACAGUUUUCUCAGUCAUUUUUCUCUUCAUGGGGAGAUAAUGGCUUUGAAAAAGUGAGGAAUGGCUAGAUCGGUAGUUUAUGUCCUUUUCUGCAAUCUUGCCAACUAUUAUCAAUGGGAGAAAUAGUUAUUUAAAAAUAUAUUGGUUGUUUUAUAUCCCCCAGUUUAAAUAAUAAUAAACAAUAUUUUGAAAUCAAUAUUUCAGUAAUAUUAAAUAUGAAGUUUCGAGCUUAUAACACAUUUACCUUGUGGAGGAAGCCAGUAGGUGAAGGCAUAGUUAAGAAUACUUGUUACUCCAGCUGUUCAAAGGUUUUUCUCCAUCCCUGUUUUUUCUGAAAAUGCUUUUAGAGACUUGCAUGUUUGAAUAAUGAAAAGAUCCAAAGUCUCUUUAUUAUGAAAACUAGUGAAAAUAUUUUGUGGAGGCAUUUCAAAAUCUUUGAUGGACAGUUUACUUCCAUUUGGAACUGGUGGUGUUUACAGUGACUGUCGAUCUCAGCCACCUCCUGGUCAUUUUUUCUAAAGGAAUCUUACUCAGGAUUUCAGUUCAGUAACUUUAGUCAUAGUUCAACUACACAGAUUGCAUCACAAUCUGUUUUUGUCCUCCCUGCACGUUGCUGGAUUGGGGUUGUUUUAUAGAGAAGGGAACUGGGGCUGAGUGACCUACCAAGAUUACCCUCAUAUACAUGGGAGGGGAAUAACAUUUGAACUUAGAGACCCAAAUUCCAAAGCUCCCUCUGUGGAGAUCAUCCUACAGAAGUGUUUAUUCCCUUUACUUAGUCCAUACAUUUUUUGAUGGGAAAUUCGCUGCACAUAGCCUAUGCAAUUAGGUCCAGCCAUAGUAGCACAUUCAAAAGCCAAUUGCCAGCAAGGUAAUGCUUAAUUAUUUAUUCUGUUCCUCAUUUAUGAAUAUUCUCUGGUGUUUGGAACACACAAGCGUGUGUUAAUGAUCCCUGUUCUGUGUGUUUGUUUCUGUGAAGAUGUAAAGAUAUGCCUAGAGAAUAAUGCUGCUUAAUCUUCCAGAGCAUGUAAUGAGAAAGAGCAUGCUUGCCUCCCAGUCUUAACUUUGUGCCCUACAGAUCUUUCUGUCCUUACUUUGCAAAAGGAAUAAUAAGAGUUCACAUUUGUGCUUACUGAAUCCAAUGCUCUAAUGGGCCGAAUGUUCUUUUUCGUUUUAGAGCUAUAGAGCUGGGCAGUUGCACAGUGAUCCUUGCCUGUUUUCUGACUCUCAAGGCUUGAGAGCAGAUUGGUUAAUCAGAAUGCCCUGCCUAUGCUGACUUGAUCAGCAAACGUUCUGUUAACUUUUCUAGCUUUGCAGACAGAAAUAGUAGCGGGUAAGUUGCCCUACAGACCACAGGUCCUGAAACAUCUUGUCCCAAAUGUGGGGAGGUUGACAGGCAUCCAAACCAGCACUGAUUUCGACUUGAUUUAGAGAGACCAAUCAAAAAGUGAGAUCUGACCCACACUAUUUGUAGAAUUUCCAGCCCACAAGGUCAGUGAUUGUGGCUGGGAAUACUCAUAGUUCAACGAAUUUGGAGAAUACCUGGUCAGUGGAGAAGGGGUGUAGACUGAAAAGAACUCUGCAGCAGUUCUAGUAGUAGACAUAUUCUCUGAGGCAUUUUGAGCAAGCACAUGUUAUACAGUACUUGGCAUAUAAUUUCCACUCUUAUUCCGAUUAGAUUGCACUCUUGUUAAAGAGGACCAAGGGAACAGCUGCUGAGUUCUUAGACUCAAAAGGUCUAUAAAGUGAUUGGUACCCUGUUUGAAUGAAUGAAAAUUCAAUAAUAGUGCCUUUCUGCCCCCUCUCCCCCCCCAAAGAAGGCCAUUGGAAGAAAGAAUUACUCUGUUUCAACAAACAUUUGCAAAAGUACACCAGGACAGUAUAUUGCUUUACAGUUAAUUAAUACACGUGCAUUUUCCAUGGUAACUUCAACAAAUGCUUUCUGAUAAUUAGUUGGUAUUGUCUUUGAAAACAAUUUCUUCCCCCAACAAAUGCCAGAAUAUUUUCAAGGCACACUAAUUCUUCUGGGCAGAUUGUCAGUAGAUAUUGGACUAUAAUCCUUUGUUUCAAAGGUUCACUGUAUUUUAGCAUAGAGCAAAAUCACACAGAGAUAUUACUAAGGCUGCAACCAUUAUACAUGUUAUUUCAAAGAAAUAAAUAUCAUGGGAUUUAUUCCUUAGACAUGUAUAUGAUUGCAGACUUUGUCAUAAGCUUAACACUUUGACAUUGUUUGGGAUUACAAUUUAGCAUCAUCCGCCCCCCAAGAAGGAUGACCAGUGGAAUUAUACUCUUGAAACAUAGAGUGGGAACAAGGCAUAAAAAGCUCUAUUAGAAUAAAGCUUGACUGAUUAUAAAUUUUAGAACUAAUUUUCCAAAGCUGUGAAUGGUUUCAAGUUGAUUUGCAGAAUUAGAAAAAUAAUAGGAGACAAGUUGGUUUGGAACUAUUGUGUUUGUAUGUCUAAUAGAUUUAACUUUUAAGAAUUUGGUUUUGUGCAGUAUCAACCAUAUUAGAUGCAUCUAAUUUAUUCUGUGUUGUUGCCAAGAUCCAGAUUGUAAUUCUGAGUACUUGAAAUAUGAGGGAAUCCAUGAUGGUUUGUCCAAUUCUGGCCAUGGUGAAAUGGAGCCAGUCUGUUUGUUUAUACUACAGGCAUUUAAUCUGAAUCAGAAAUAAAAUUCAAGUGUAGCAUUAUAUUGUAGUGUGUGACAAAAAGUGAUACAUUUCCUGAAUUUAGUAUAAAUAAGUUUAUUUAUUAAAUUAACUGCUAUGUUUUUUCUUCCCUUACUUUUUUAUUUUACCUGCCAUUCUGCCUUUUUACUUCUUCAUCUGAAAACUUGAUUUUUUUUCAACAAUAAACAUCUCAUGCAUGUUGAUGUUGAGCAGAACUACGAAGCCUGCUCCUCACCUUGAUGGCGUCCAUGUCGUCUUUGGACUGGUUAUUUCUGGUUUUGAAGUAAUAGAACAAAUAGAAAAUCUGAAAACUGAUCCUGCCAGUAGGCCAUACGCAGAUGUGCGCGUUAUUGAUUGUGGGGUGCUGGUUACAAAAUCAGCAAAGGAUGCGUUGGAGAAGAAAAGAAAAGUAUGGACGCAUUCGGAAGCUUCAGAUACCUCCAGCAGCAGCACAUCCACGUCGUCGGAAUCCUCUUCUGACAGUGAAUAUGAAAAUGAGCGAAGCAGGAAAAGGAAACGCAAGAGGAGGAGUAAAGCUAAGCAACCAGGGAAACGAAGAAGGGAAGAAAGGAAGAAAGAGGAAGCGAAGAACAAACACAGCCACUCCGACCAGAGCGAAACAAAUGAAAAGUCAGCGGACCUGAACGUGAAGAGGGAUAAGCCCGUUGUCCGUCCUGAAGAAAUUCCUCCAGUGCCCGAAAACAGAUUUUUGCUUAGAAGAGAUGCACCUAUUAUAAAUACAGAGCCAGAUUCGAAACCCAUCGAUGCAGCACCUGUUCUGGCUGAUCAGAAGCCUUCUGUAUCAAAAUCUGGAAGAAAAAUCAGAGGGAGAGGCACAAUAAGAUACCAUACGCCGCCUCACUCUCGCUCAUGCACGGAAUCUGAUAAUGAUGGAAGUAGUGAAACACCACCACACUGGAAAGAGGAAAUGCAGAGAUUAAGAGUUUAUAGGGCACCCAGUGGAGAAAAAUGGAGUAAAGGGGAUAAGCUGAGUGACCCAGGAAGAUGGGAUGAAAGAAGUCUGUCCCAGAGGUCACGGUCUUGGUCCCACAAUGGCUUUUCAGACCUAAGUACUGCUCGACAUGUUGGCCACCAUAAAAAACAUCGGAAAGAGAAAAAAGCGAAGCACAAGAAGAAGGCCAAAAAGCAAAAACAUUUCAAGAAACACAAACAAAUUAAAAAGAAAAAGAUGUCUCCUUCAACAGAUGUAGAAUCCUCCCACUCUUCUACUAGAAGGACAAAAUCAUUGUGUGACCAUGAAAGAGUAUCACGUUCUUCUUCCCUGACAUCUAGAGAUGAUUCUUCUAGAAGAGGCUGGUCCAAAUCUGACAGAGAUAAGCGGAGCUCGAUAUCUCUCUCCAGCAGAGAUUCUCGGUCAUACUAUAGGUCUCGAUCCCGGUCUAGGUCCAGGUCCAGGUCUCGAUCUUAUUCCAGAAGUUCUAGGUCAAGAAAUGCUCAUAAAUCUUCACGAUCAAGGAGCAGGUCAAGAUCAAGUUCCACCUCGAAGCAAGUGAAAACGGUCUCCAGUUCACCCAAAAACGUGGCGGCUCAUUUAAAGGAGCGCAAGCCAGCCCCUGUUGAACCAGUAAGAACUGCAUUACCACAAAAUGAUAAAUUAGCGAUCCAGCCUGUGGUUGCUGAAAGCAUUCCAGUUAUCCCACUUAGUGACAGUCCUCCACCUUCUCGAUGGAAACCUGGACAAAAGCCAUGGAAACCAUCUUACGAGCGAAUUCAGGAAAUGAAAGCAAAGACCACUCACCUGAUACCCGCUCAGACUAACUACAGUUUAAUCAAUAUCAAAGACCCUGGCUCCUCCUCUUCCUAUCAUAAACGUCCAAAGAGUUCGGAGAGCGACCGGAGCCGUAACUCCAAAAAUCAGAGCAAUAGAAGCUCUGGCAGCUGGUGGAAGUCUAGGAGCAGGACAUCGCGAAGUCGAUCCUACUCCAAGUCAUACUCAAGGUCAAGAAGCCCUUCCAGCUCAAGAUCUCGAUCCCGAUCCACAGUUAGAUCCCAUUCAGGGAAUCAGUUCCCCAGUGACCAGUCAUGCUACAGUGGAUCAUCUUCUUACUUUUCCCUAAGCGAGGAUGACCGACAGAAAAGCCGAACAAAAUCUGAAUCCAGAGAGAGAAAUUCUGAGUUGUCCAAGAAAAGACAAAGUAGUUCUGAAAGUACUCUUCCGUAUGUGAAAGGUGUGAGCUCUUCGAAGCACCGAGCAAGUGCAAGUAGAUCCUCCUUAGACUCCUCGACAGACAGUGAAAAACUGGCUAGAUCCCAGGCUGUCCAAGAAAAAGGGCAAUCAAGGUCAGGAAAAGGGACUCGGAAACAAAAUAAAAGAAGUUCAGGUUGCGACAGGCACAAAGAAAAGCCUAGGUCUGGGCAAGACAGCAACCAUUCGAAAAUCAAAGUUUUGAAAGAGAAAUCUGAGACUCCAAGAAGCGGUCGGAAGCCAAAAAGGAAAACGCGCGCGAGUAUUGAGUGGGACUCUGAAUCAAAUUCUGGAAGAGAUGGAAACAGAAACGGUAAAGAAAAUUCAAGACCGUCUUCUGCAAAAGAGGAAGGCGAAGCCACGUCAGACUCAGAUACAGACCUCUGCCCGCCCAGAUACAAGUCAAAAUCAGAACCCUCCCCAGAUACGUUGAAAGGAAACAAAGCUCCUUCUCCCUCUGAAACCGAGAGCUCCAAUUCCAAUGCAGGCUCUAGGGAGAAAUCCAGGAAGCAGAAGCGUAAUUCCAAAAAAACCUUCCGAAAAGCACAUUCCAAAAAAGCUAAAGAAAAGUCCAAGGGUAAAAAGGAGAAGAAACAUAAGGCUGAGAAACAAAAAGAAACGUUUCACUGGCAGCCUCCCUUGGAAUUUGGGGAGGAGGAGGAGGAGGAGGAGGAAGUCAUUGCUAUAAAACCUGGAAUAAGGGAUGACCGAGAGAAGCAAACCAAAACAGAGGUGAAAGAAAAAAACAAAGAUCCGGAUUCUGAAAAUGGUAAAAUGGUCAAAGACCAAGCAAAGGAUGACGUGAAGUCCCAUGAAGAGACUGUCCUCUCCAGUAGAGUUGCAGAUAAUGCAUCACCUACUAGCCAACUGAAUAAACGCAAUGAGGAACAAGUUUUUUCAGCCCCUGUUCCAAAUCCAGGUAAAAAUGUGGGUGUUUCAGGAAGCGCCACGACUGCUCAGGAGAAUAAUGAAACCGAGAUGGAUGUUACACAGAUGGAUGAUAUGGAGAUCUGUACUCCAGACCACAACUCACCCGUAAAAAUGGAUGUGGAACUUUCUCCAGUAAGCCUCAAGGUCAAUUUCCAGGACGUUAAAGGCAGUACCACCUCCUGUGUGCCCAUUGGCGCUGAAGCAGAGAGUGCAAAGCAGGUGGUGGAUGCUAAAGAACUGACCAGUGUUAAAGAAGGCAGCCGAGAACGAGACAGAGAAAAACCUAAAGCCGCCUCAGCCGUCGCUAGCGUGGAAGGCGUGUUGAAAACCGAAGUAGCUGAAAGUGCCCACAGCAGCCUUGUUGACAAUAAGUGGAAACCGUUACAGGGGGCUGGGAAUCUGCAGAUAGCCGCUCCUGCCAGCAGCCCUGCCGAAGCAAAAAACGUGGCCCCCGGCUCCUCCGAAUCCAAGCCGCAAGGUUUAAGGAUAGAAAUUAAAAGUAAAAACAAAAUUAGGCCAGGCUCUCUGUUUGACGAAGUCAGGAAGACCGCGCGUCUGAAUCGGAGACCGAGGAACCACGAGAGCUCCAGUGAAGAAGAUUCCCCGGCACGAGAGGACAGCCAGUCUAGAAGCCGGAGUCGGUCGCGGGGCAAGUCGGAUGUUAAAUCCAGGCACAGAACAAGAUCUCUGUCUUACAGUCACUCACGAAGUCAGUCUAGGAGUUCCACAUACUCAUACAGAUCCCGGAGCUACUCAAGAAGCCGGAGCCGAGGGUGGUACAGCCGUGGCCGCUCAAGAAGUCGAAGUAGCUCUUACAACAGUUGCAGAAGUCAUAGCCGCACUUACAGUCGGAGCCGAUCCAGAAGCAAUUCGUAUGAUCACCGGAGUCGGUCGAGCAGAUCCUACACCUACGACAGUUACUACAGCCGGAGUCGCAGUCGGAGCCGUAGCAAAAGAAGUGACAGUUACCACCGGUCUCGUAGCUAUGACAGGCGUUCCAGAUCCUAUGGCUCUGACAGUGAAAGCGACCGCAGUUAUUCUAAUUAUCGAAGCCCCAGUGAAAGCAGCAGAUACAGCUGAAAGUGUACGGUUGAAAAUAGCAAUUAUACUUAACAGAAGUUUUUAUGUCCAUAGUGUGCGUGAAAGUUUUUUUUUUCCCUCAACGUCUAGGUAGGACUAAAUGAUGCCAAGCGAGAUGGCGCCUUAUUUAAAACUCUGAGCACAAUCUUUUCGUACGCUCUACUAUGGCAAUCAUUUUCUGUUUCCUGGAGUUCUAUUUCCAAACUAGAAGACACUGUUUUAUGUGAAAUCACAUUUUCAGUUAGCCUAGUGCUUUGAGAGAAAGCUCUGUAGCAGAAUCAUCUCUUGGACGGCUUCUCGCUGUUUCUCCAAAGGAAAUACGCUUGGUAACCCUGAAACUGUGAAGAAUAAUAUUAAGAAUCUAUUUUCUGCACACCUGCUUCAAAAGUUGCCUUUCCAUGUUGAGAAAGUGGUUCCUUGGCAUCUUGUACAUAAAUGGGUCCCUCCAAAUGCGGUGACGUCACAGGUCCAGGAAUACCGGGGCUAAUAGGCCAUUCACCACGACGGCUGUGGAUCCUGGGAGUUAUGGUCACUGCUUGUCUGCCAGGUGUCACGUAUCCUUGGAUCGCAGGAGUUAAAGUUGGUUCCCAUCUUGGUCACUUUUUCCUGGUAUCACCACUGCAGAUGUAAUACAGAUUUGGGUGCUAGGCGUGUAGCUAAUCUUUGUGUCUGAACUCCAAGCAAUGCUAGACUGCGCUCAGUUUCAGUUCUCUUUCCAAUUAAGAAACAAGAACAAUGUUCUCAUCGUGUCUCCCCUUAGCAAAAUCGAUUAGGUUUAAAAAAAAAAAAAAGAUUUUGAUAUGCUUAGUUUGUCCUUUAUUUCCUCACUGCUAAGUAUU